AUGGAAACGUUGAUUCCUGUGCAAUACACCUCAGAAGAUCACAAGUACAAAUUUGCGACACAGAACUGGGAGGUCCACAAGUAUGUGUGCGACUGGGUUGACGCCGCUGUUUCCGACUACCGCUUUGUGGUUCUUCAUUGCUGGCUGGGAAACGUGGAAAUGGUGCGCAAUCUUUUGGAUGCAGGAGCCGACGUCGACGGGUAUGUCUGGGACAAGCAAGUUCCUCUAGCAGUGGCGGCGCGAGCUUGCCAUGUAGAGGUGGUCGAACUUCUCCUUGAACGGGGCGCGAACCCCAGCAGUAGCGAGUACAUGCUGGGCUACCCGCUGAUGGCAGCUGCAGCUGGCGGGAGCUUGGCCAUUGUGAGAAUGCUGCUGGAUCACGGGGCAAUUGCCGACCUCAGGGAGUGUUCGACCUUGAAGUAUGCUGUGAUGAACGAACAUACAGCCAUGGUCAAGUUGUUGUUUGAGAGAUUCGCUCCGGUGGAGCCUGAGACAAUAACCAUGGCUUUUCAAUCUGCGAGAGAGAAUGGUUUAGAGAGUAUGGUAGACCUUUUGAGGGAUCUAGAACCGAGACUCGUUUGA
Messenger RNA from Colletotrichum siamense, 582 nucleotides. Its product is annotated as Ankyrin repeat domain-containing protein 17. Gene Ontology annotation, molecular function: protein binding. The record is from RefSeq and is a predicted model, not a curated record. The transcript has a single exon. Lineage: Eukaryota; Fungi; Ascomycota; Sordariomycetes; Glomerellales; Glomerellaceae. Bases 1 to 582 code for a protein of 193 amino acids.